AUGAAAAAAGACCAUAAACGUAAAUUUAUAGCCUUGAUCAAGAAACGUAAAGCAUAUCGUCGACAAUUGCAUAAAGAACUUUAUAAUACUGUACAAGAUAAGGAAAAUGAUAAUCAAGGUAAUCUUGAUCGUCGAAGUAUGCUGGUUACAGAAUGUUCGAAACAACGUAAUUAUUAUAAUCAUCUUGGUAAUGAUGAAAAUCAACAAAUUAAUCAAACAAGUUCUGUAACUAAUCUUAAUUCAUUUUUUCAAUAUAAAAAUCAAUUAACUAAUCAAACAGUUGCUACAACUAAUCCUAAUUCUUUAUUUCAAUAUGAAAAUCAACAUAUUAAUCAAACAGUUGCUGUAACUAAUUCUAAUUUAUUAUUUCAAUAUGAAAAUCAACAUAUUUAA
Messenger RNA from Rotaria sp. Silwood1, 393 nucleotides. The record is from the annotation of a GenBank genome assembly. Lineage: Eukaryota; Metazoa; Rotifera; Eurotatoria; Philodinida; Philodinidae.